AUGACAUAUAACAAAGUUGUAAAAAUGAAUAAUAAUGAAAUAAAAAUUAUCGAAAAAGAGUACGAAAAUUUUUAUGAUAAAUUCUCCUAUAUAAAUGAAAAUACAUUUUGCUUAAAUAUAGUUAUAAAUGAUGAAACCGAAGAAAGAUCAAGAAGUUUAAGAGAAAAUAAAAUUUUAAAACUUAUUAUUAAAUUUCAUUGUGGUUAUUUUGAGGUACUGAACAAUGAAUUAAAAAAAGACGAUAACAAAACUUUUGAUAACAUUGAACAGAUUUUUAAUACAUUUUGUCCCUUAUCAUUUAAAAAAUUUAUUACUCAAAGAGUAAGAGAUAAAUUAACUGCGUCCUAA
Molecule: messenger RNA, 348 nt
Organism: Plasmodium malariae
Lineage: Eukaryota; Apicomplexa; Aconoidasida; Haemosporida; Plasmodiidae
Product: conserved Plasmodium protein, unknown function
Exons: 1
Coding region: 1-348 (115 amino acids)
Source: RefSeq, a predicted model, not a curated record